ACGGAAAAAAGAAAGAAACUCCAGAGAGCUUCGAUCGCCAUCGCACAAGUCAAAGGGAAAUUUUCACAUGAGGUCAAAAUUAUGUCAGCCUUUGAUUUGUUCGUAAAUUUUGUUUUUCAUUAAUUACACUGCGGGAAAAAACGGAAUGUAACUGUACGAAAUUAAUAGCGUUAAGUGUAGUACUGGAAAUCUUAAAGAAAAGAAUUCGUAACACAUGUUUCCAGUGUAUAGACUUCAGUCUUCAUGGUCUACCUUCCGUGUGUAGAACUCUUCGUUAGAGGAUAAGUUAGCUUUGCCUUAAUAUAUAUUAUAAGAAUGCAUGAUCGUCAGUCUUUUGUUAUAUUGUUUUAUUAUUCCCGUAAAGCUCGUAUCACGACCUAUGAAGUAUCAGUUGUCACUGGUGACGUCAGAGGGGCCGGGACCAAUGCCAAUGUAUAUAUUACCAUGUAUGGAGAAGAAGGAGAUACGGGCAAAGUUCCUCUUAAAACCUCCAAAACAUUCAAGAACAAGUUUGAACGUGGCCAGACAGAUGUCUUCAAUAUUGAUGCCAAGGUUGGAGAAGUUCAAAAGAUCAGGAUCGGCCAUGAUAACAAGGGUGGUUUCGCCGGUUGGUUCCUGGACAAGGUGAUAGUGGAUGCCCCCUCGCUGGGUCAGAGAGUGGUGUUCCCCUGUGGCCGGUGGCUCGACAAAGACAAAGAUGACGGACAGUUGGAGAGAGAGCUCUUUCCUGGUGUGGACACAGAGGAAGCUUAUGUGCCAUACGUCCCAUAUGAGGUGACAGUGUACACGACUGACAUGAUGGGAGCCGGUACUUCAGCACGUGUAUACAUUGUGUUGUAUGGAUCUGAUGGUUGCACUGAAGAGGUGCUCUUGGCAGACACGUCAAAGAAGCAGAAGGACUCCUUCAAGAGAGGCUCAGUUGAUCAGUUCGUCAAGGAGCUUGAUAAUGUAGGCGACGUGAUCGAAAAGAUCCGAAUCGGUCACGACAAUAAAGGUAUGACUCCAGGCUGGCAUCUUGACAAAGUCGAGGUGCGGCGCUUGAAAGAAGACGGUGAAACCUCGACCACAUACACAUUCCCCUGCAAGCGGUGGCUGGCCAAGGACGAAGACGAUGGCUCUGUUGUACGAGAGCUUGUCCCUGAAAAGGUGAUUGAAGAAUCAGUGACAGAGGACGGAGAAGUGGAGACCAAAGAAGUCGCUCAGGAAACACUGGAACUUCGAAAGUACAAAGUCCACGUCUUCACCGGUGACGUCAAAGGCGCGGGAACAGAUGCCAACGUAUUCAUUACCAUAUAUGGGGAAUACGGAGACUCGGGCGAGAGACAGCUUGGCAAGUCAGAGACAUACAGCAACAAGUUUGAAAGAGGAAAUGAAGAUAUAUUUGCUCUGGAAGCCGCUGAACUUGGAAAUCUUUUUAAAGUGAAGCUUCGCCAUGACAAUUCUAAAAUUAGUCCUUCUUGGUUUGUGGAUCGUGUGGAGAUUCGAGACCUGGAAACAGACAAGCUUUAUCCUUUCGUCUGUGAGAGAUGGCUGUCCAAGAAGAAAGAAGAGGGAAAAAUUCAACGUACACUUUAUGUAAAAGGCUACGAGGGUGAACGCUCCACACUGGGCGCCAUGAGUCUCGGGUCCUUGAGCCAAAGCAGCAGCCUCAGUCCUCGGAGAAACAGUCGGAGCAGUCUCGGAGGCAGUCGGAGCUCGUUACAUCGAAGCAACGAAAGUUUACCGACGGCAAGCCGAAGUGCAACAGCCGAUGCUAUUUUUAUGGAGGAGUUUGGUAAAGGCGAGAAGGAAGCAGCGGCUCCUCGUGAAACUAUCGCUUAUACCAUCCGCGUGACCACAGGCGACCAAUCAGAUGCGGGCACUCAAGCGCAGGCACACAUAGUGCUUAUGGGCAGUGAAGCGGCUUCUGAAAAGAUCCCAUUAGUGCUCAUACAGAGAGAAGGAUUCUCUCCAGGCCUAACGGAGACGUUUUCUAUAGAGGCUGCAGAUGUCGGUGAAGUGAAGAAAGUCGAGCUGUCUCACAAUGGUUAUGGCGCAGACAGCGGCUGGUUUGUGAAGGAAGUUGAAGUAGAUGUGCCGACCAGCGGUAAGAAGUACUUCUUUCCUUGCAACAGAUGGCUGUCACAGAACAAGGAAGAUGGAAAAGUGGUGCGAGUGCUGUCUGCGUCGGACGGUCAGCUUGUCACUUAUAAACCACAUGUGCCACACGAGAUCACUGUGUACACGGGUGACGUGAAAUCAGCAGGAACAGAUUCAGCUAUCUCCCUGACAUUGUUCGGAUCUGAAGGUACAACUCCAGAGUUUGUGCUCGAUAAAGAUGAAUCCCGCUUUGAACGAGGCGGUGUUGAUCUCAUAAGAAUGGACCUCGAUGAUGUGGGAAAACUGCUGAAGGCCAGAAUCGCAGUCGACGGCAAAGGAACACGUCCUGAUUGGUUCCUGGAAAAGAUAAUAAUAAGAAACAUGGAGACCCACUGCGUGAGCGUGUUUAAAUCCAAUCAGUGGUUUUCCAAAACAGGAGAUGGAAAGUUAGUCCAAGAGAUACCGGCUGAGGUUGAUGGCGAAGAAGUGUUGACUGAGACUUCAUAUAAGGUAAACGUAAAGACCGGAGAUGUGAUUGGAGCUGGGACAGACGCUAACGUGUUCAUGAUUAUUUUUGGCGAAAAUGGCGACAGUGGAGAGCUGGCUUUGAAGAACUCUGAAACAUACAAGGAUAAGUUUGAACGGAACCAUACUGAUGUCUUUACCUUCAAGAACUUACUUAGUUUAGGUGAACUUACCAAAGUCCGCAUUUGGCAUGACAAUAAAUUCCUCGGGGCAAACUGGUUUCUUGAAAACGUGGAAAUCGUCGACGAGUCCAACAAUGAAAAGUAUCAUUUUCCCUGCAACCGGUGGCUCGCUAAGGAUAAAGAUGAUGGCAGCCUGAUAAGAGAGCUGACUUGUGCAAACGCUAAGAAAAGUAAUGAUUCACGGUCACCUACAAGUGGAUUUUAUAAAUUUGAUUUUUUAUACAGCUUUCGUCCUCUGGGUAGAUUUCGUCAAAGAUUGCUUUUAGUUGAUCAUAUCAUGGCGGAAACUAUGUACAGUGAAGUUUUAUUUAUAUUUAUGGUUGCUCCAAGGACUGACAAAUAUUCGUUUCUUCAUUUUGUUUUUCUCACAGCUAUCGCUUAUACCAUCCGCGUGACCACAGGCGACCAAUCAGAUGCGGGCACUCAAGCGCAGGCACACAUAGUGCUUAUGGGCAGUGAAGCGGCUUCUGAAAAGAUCCCAUUAGUGCUCAUACAGAGAGAAGGAUUCUCUCCAGGCCUAACGGAGACGUUUUCUAUAGAGGCUGCAGAUGUCGGUGAAGUGAAGAAAGUCGAGCUGUCUCACAAUGGUUAUGGCGCAGACAGCGGCUGGUUUGUGAAGGAAGUUGAAGUAGAUGUGCCGACCAGCGGUAAGAAGUACUUCUUUCCUUGCAACAGAUGGCUGUCACAGAACAAGGAAGAUGGAAAAGUGGUGCGAGUGCUGUCUGCGUCGGACGGUCAGCUUGUCACUUAUAAACCACAUGUGCCACACGAGAUCACUGUGUACACGGGUGACGUGAAAUCAGCAGGAACAGAUUCAGCUAUCUCCCUGACAUUGUUCGGAUCUGAAGGUACAACUCCAGAGUUUGUGCUCGAUAAAGAUGAAUCCCGCUUUGAACGAGGCGGUGUUGAUCUCAUAAGAAUGGACCUCGAUGAUGUGGGAAAACUGCUGAAGGCCAGAAUCGCAGUCGACGGCAAAGGAACACGUCCUGAUUGGUUCCUGGAAAAGAUAAUAAUAAGAAACAUGGAGACCCACUGCGUGAGCGUGUUUAAAUCCAAUCAGUGGUUUUCCAAAACAGGAGAUGGAAAGUUAGUCCAAGAGAUACCGGCUGAGGUUGAUGGCGAAGAAGUGUUGACUGAGACUUCAUAUAAGGUAAACGUAAAGACCGGAGAUGUGAUUGGAGCUGGGACAGACGCUAACGUGUUCAUGAUUAUUUUUGGCGAAAAUGGCGACAGUGGAGAGCUGGCUUUGAAGAACUCUGAAACAUACAAGGAUAAGUUUGAACGGAACCAUACUGAUGUCUUUACCUUCAAGAACUUACUUAGUUUAGGUAAGUGACAAAGGAAACUUGUUUCUGAAAAAAAGCCCAUUUGUUCUUCACAAAUGUUUGAACCUUACGUCUUCCAGAGCACUCGAUUAUUCUACUGCUUGUAAAGUACCUGUAACUUUAUUGUAGAUCUUGAAAUAAAAUAAAAAUUCAAAGCAGUGGUCUGAAACAUGAUUGACGUUCAAGAUAUUAAUUAAUAACAAAUGGAUUCCAUGUUGCCGUGCGUCUGUUCAGUAAUUAGGGACUUUAAGCAAUGACGACGGCGACACCAGAGACGACGCCUAGUAAGAAAUGGAUGUUUUUUUACCUUCGGACUUCGUAACUAUCUGAAUCUGUUCAGCACGCCAGUCAGUCUGAAAACGUGCUCAAACUAAAUAUUUAAUGCCAGUGAGUGAUCAAU
Molecule: messenger RNA, 4511 nt
Organism: Orbicella faveolata
Lineage: Eukaryota; Metazoa; Cnidaria; Anthozoa; Scleractinia; Merulinidae
Product: lipoxygenase homology domain-containing protein 1-like
Molecular function (GO): protein binding
Source: RefSeq, a predicted model, not a curated record